UCUGAUCCGCGGUGCUGUAACUUCCCCGCCCUGCCUGCACGGCUCCUGGCUUCCUGUCCCGCUCCCAGGCAGCGGAUCUGCUGGUUUCCCAUCCCUCUCCUGGGCAAAGGGCCAGGCAGGCGGCAGGCCAGUCACCUGGCUGCCUUGGCAUCGAGCCCUCGAACAGCAGCCCCUGGCAGGGAGCCUGGAGCUGGGAAUGACGGAGGGGCAGGAGGGAUAGCACCAGAACCAUGGGUAGAACCCAGGAGUCCUGGCUCUGUCCCGCCUGCCGGCACUCUAACCACUAGACCACACUCCCCUGCCGGUGCUAACUGCAUCUCCCCUCCACAGCUCUUUGAGCCUGUGAGCUGCACCUACACCUACCUGCUUGCGGACCUGAAGACCAAGGAGGCAGUUCUGAUCGACCCAGUUCUGGAGACGGCCAAGCGGGACGCGGAGCUGGUGAAGGAGCUGGGCCUCAACUUACUGUAUGCAGCCAACACCCACUGCCACGCCGACCACGUCACGGGCACCGGGCUGCUGAAGAAGAUGCUGCCAGGCUGCCGCAGCGUGAUCUCCCAGGACAGCGGGGCCUUGGCCGACAUCCUCAUCCGCGAGGGCCACGCCCUGGAAUUCGGGGCCUUCGCCCUGGAAGCCCGCUCCACCCCCGGACACACGGACGGCUGCCUGACCUACGUGCUCAGUGACAGGACCAUGGCCUUCACCGGGGACGCCCUGCUGAUCCGGGGCUGCGGCCGCACCGACUUCCAGCAGGGCUCCCCGGAGACCCUGUACCGCUCCGUGCACGAGAAAAUCUUCACACUCCCUGGAGACUGUCUGAUCUACCCCGCCCACGACUACACGGGCCAGACGGUGUCCACUGUGGAGGAAGAGAGGACCCUGAACCCCCGACUGACCCAGAGCCGUGAGGCCUUUGUCCAGCUGAUGAACAGUUUGAACCUUCCUGAACCCCAACAAAUUGAUUUUGCCGUCCCAGCAAACCUCAAGUGUGGGAUACAGGAUGCAGCAACUUAGCCCCGCCCUCUUUCUCCAAUGCCACGCCCCUUGUGUUAAGCCCCACCCACCUCAUCAUAGGCCAUACCCUCUCGUUGACCCUCAUGAUGAUGGAAGGUCCUUUGGCCUGGGGCUGGCUGUCCCUGACUCUCACUCGGGUCCCUGCCCUUAAGCAAAAUCUGGGGGCUCCCUCUUUGGGGUCCUGAGUGGGGGGGCACAUUCCUUAAGUGGGCAGAGGGUUAGUGAUCUUCAACCAUGGAAGCUUCCCUUCCCCUGCUGCAACGUCCCCACCAAUUCCUCUAACACCACCGGUUGGGCAUUAGGGAGUUUGCACCUUCCUCUGCAUUUUCUGUGGGGUGGGAGGAUCCCCCUAGCCUCCAUGGGGGAGCAAAGCCCCCCCCAUUCCCUGAGCCUGAUGUGCAGACAGUGGGGAACCCUGGAAGCCGGUGUUGGGGUCUGAGAGAGGCCCCAGUCCCCCAUAGUCUCUAUUUGAAUGACAGGGUGCCCGGGCGGCCCCUGCUCGGUUCUGUUAGGCCCUGCUUCCAACCCGCUCUGCAGGGCUCCCUCUGCUUGCUGUUUGCACUAGCUGGACUGUCUCUGCUCCGUGGGGUGUCGGCACCUCCGGGCCGGGAGUGGGGCUCCCCCACUCUGGACUGGGAGGGGAGGCCCCUGUCUGUGACUGUGGCUCAGUCUUGAGGGGGACAGGAUGGGGUUGGAAAUGAACCACUGGGGAGAUAAUAAAGUUGUGUUGGACGCA
Gopherus flavomarginatus (Mexican gopher tortoise) is the source of this 1750-nucleotide messenger RNA. RefSeq names its product persulfide dioxygenase ETHE1, mitochondrial-like. Gene Ontology annotation, molecular function: sulfur dioxygenase activity. The annotation marks the transcript as partial. Gene Ontology annotation, biological process: glutathione metabolic process; hydrogen sulfide metabolic process. The record is from RefSeq and is a predicted model, not a curated record. NCBI's taxonomy places the organism in Eukaryota, Metazoa, Chordata, Testudines, Testudinidae. The transcript has 6 exons.